AUGCAAGCCCUUCUCGUCCUCGACAAUGCCCCUGCUGACCCACCAAAUCUCGAAGAUGAUUUACUCGAAGAGUUCAAGUUUAUAAAUGUUCUCUACCUACCACCCACCACCACUCCUAUCCUGCAGCCCAUGGAUCAGCAGGUGAUUUCUAAUUUUAAGAAGUUGUACACCAAGCACAUUUUUCGGCGCUGCUUUGAGGUGACGGAGAACACAAACCUUACCCUUCGAGAGUUCUGGAAGGACCACUUUAACAUCGUGAUAUGCCUAAGAAUUAUUGAUCAGGCCUGGCUGGGUGUUACAACGAGGACCUUAACCUCUGCAUGGAAGAAGCUGUGGCCUGAGGCUGUAGCUGAAAGGGCCUUCGAAGGAUUGGAACCCGAAGUGUCAGUGGUAGAGGAGAUUGUUUCUCUGGGAAAAUCCAUGGGUCUGGAGGUGGAUGAGAGAGAUGUGAACGAACUAGUCGAGGAACAGUCUCAGGAGCUGACAACCGAGGAGUUACACGAUCUACAUUCGCAGCAGCAUACGGUGGUUCAACGAAAAAUGAGUUUUGAAGAGGAGCCAGAGAUGGAGGAGGUUAUCUCUACAAGAGAUAUAAAGGAGAUCUUGGGAAUGUGGGAGAAAGUUGUAGAGUUCGUGGAUAAAAAUCACCCCGAAAAAGUUGCAACUGGUCGUGCAUCGGAGUUGUUCAACGAAACUUGCCUAACUCAUUUCCGCAAUAUCCUGAAAGGGAGGAAGAAACAAACCUCCUUGGACAGAUUUUUUAAACGAUCUGCAGGUGAAAAUGAGCCAAGCGUGACGAAAAAAGCGAAGAACAGUGAUGAAAAUUAA
This is a messenger RNA of Dufourea novaeangliae, 828 nucleotides long. Its product is annotated as tigger transposable element-derived protein 1-like. Gene Ontology annotation, molecular function: nucleic acid binding. The coding region runs from base 1 to 828 and encodes 275 amino acids. The record is from RefSeq and is a predicted model, not a curated record. The transcript has a single exon. NCBI's taxonomy places the organism in Eukaryota, Metazoa, Arthropoda, Insecta, Hymenoptera, Halictidae.